This is a messenger RNA of Ylistrum balloti, 1839 nucleotides long. RefSeq names its product eukaryotic translation initiation factor 3 subunit A-like. The record is from RefSeq and is a predicted model, not a curated record. Lineage: Eukaryota; Metazoa; Mollusca; Bivalvia; Pectinida; Pectinidae. Bases 1 to 411 code for a protein of 136 amino acids. The transcript has 2 exons.
AUGAGACCACCAAUCAACGAUGGCGGGAAAUGGUACAACGAUAAAGAGGACCUGAGACCAAUUAUCAACAAUGAUGGGAAAUGGUACAAUGAUAAAGAGGACCUGAGACCACCAAUAAAGGAUGACAGGAAAUGGUACAACGAUAAAGAGGACCCGAGACCACCAAUCAAUGAUGAAGGGAAAUGGUACAACAAUAAAGAGGACCGGAGACCACCAAUCAAGGAUGACGGGAAAUGGUACAACGAUAAAGAGGACCUGAGACCACCAAUCAACGAUGACGGGAAAUGGUACAACGAUAACGAGGACCUGAGACCACCAAUAAAGGAUGACGGGAAAUGGUACAACGAUAAAGAGGACCGGAGACCACCAAUCAAGGAUGACGGGAAAUGGUACAACGAUAAGAGGACCUGAGACCACCAAUCAACGAUGACGGGAAAUGGUACAACAAUAAAGAGGACCUGUAACCAAUUAUCAACAAUGAUGGGAAAUGGUACAACGAUAAGAGGACCUGAGACCACCAAUCAAAGAUGACGGGAAAUGGUACAACGAUAAGAGGACCUGAGACCACCAAUAAAGGAUGACAGGAAAUGGUACAACGAUAAAGAGGACCCGAGACCACCAAUCAACGAUGACGGGAAAUGGUACAACGAUAAAGAGGACCAGAGACCACCAAUCAAGGAUGACGGGAAAUGGUACACCGAUAAAGAGUACCGGAGACCACCAAUCAAGGAUGACGGGAAAUGGUACAACGAUAAGAGGACCUGAGACCACCAAUCAACGAUGACGGGAAAUGGUACAACAAUAAAGAGGACCUGUAACCAAUUAUCAACAAUGAUGGGAAAUGGUACAACGAUAAGAGGACCUGAGACCACCAAUCAAAGAUGACGGGAAAUGGUACAACGAUAAGAGGACCUGAGACCACCGUUCAUCGAUGAUGGGAAAUGGUACAACGAUAAGAGGACCUGAGACCACCAAUAAAGGAUGACAGGAAAUGGUACAACGAUAAAGAGGACCCGAGACCACCAAUCAACGAUGACGGGAAAUGGUACAACGAUAAAGAGGACCUGGGACCAAUUAUCAACAAUGAUGGGAAAUGGUACAACGAUAAGAGGACCUGUAACCAAUUAUCAACAAUGAUGGGAAAUGCUACGACGAUAAAGAUGACCGGAAACCACCAAUCAACGAUGACGGGAAAUGGUACAAUGAUAAAGAGGUCCUUUGAUAAUCAAUUAAUGAUGAUUUGAAUAGUAUGUUGAUAGAGGACAGCAGACUAUUGAUUGAUAAUGACAGGUUAUAGUACUCUAAUGUAUGUUUUCUUCUCAAUAUCUGUUAUAGUUAGAUUACUUCAAAAAUAUUGUUAAACGAUUGUCUUAUUGUUUAACAAACGUUUAAAAAAUAAUUCUUGUUUUGUUUUAACUGUCUGUGAUGAAGGACAAGGCUUGCUGGAGCAACCAAGCGAUCAGGAAAAUCUUGGCUGCAUUAGGUUCACCUGAAAGAGAAGACUUGAUGUCAUCAAUAGUCAGAGCAUUUAUCCCAAAUGGAAGAAUGAAGACAUUACAUUGAUCAUGUAUUACUAUUUACUAUAAUUAGGGUAAAGAAUUAAAUGUUUUUGAUUAGUUUUAUUAAGGUUCAGUAAAAAGUGAGAAAUUCAUGUUUGUACAUUAUCAGGGAAAAUUCAGGGAGAUAAAAGCAUUUUCAACAGUAUUUAAAUGUUUCCUGUGGCAAAUUCGUAAAAUUAAAAAAAAAGUUUUGUCUAGAGGAACCCUCCAAUUUCUCAAUUGUAAAAUUUUGAAGUUUGUUUUUAAGUUCUUGAAAAUAAAUCCUGUUUCAUGUAUUAAA